Calliphora vicina (urban bluebottle blowfly) is the source of this 4909-nucleotide messenger RNA. It is a transcript of the gene SPARC, whose product is annotated as secreted protein, acidic, cysteine-rich. Gene Ontology annotation, molecular function: RNA binding; extracellular matrix binding; calcium ion binding. The record is from RefSeq and is a predicted model, not a curated record. The coding region runs from base 122 to 1561 and encodes 479 amino acids. Gene Ontology annotation, biological process: regulation of gene expression; anatomical structure development. Gene Ontology annotation, cellular component: nucleoplasm; chromatin. Lineage: Eukaryota; Metazoa; Arthropoda; Insecta; Diptera; Calliphoridae. The transcript has 6 exons.
CAGGCGAUAAUUUAAUAAGCCAGUUUAAACAAUAACCUUUGGCCAAAUAAAAAUCAUACCUAAUUUUGUAUUUGCAGAAUUUAAUAAAAUAGUAUUUACAUUUUAUAAAAACGAAAGUGAAAUGUCGAUAAAAGGUGAUGAAAAACGCGAUGACUUAAAUGACGAUGGUGCUAAUAAUGAUGGUAACAAUAGUGAUGACUCUGUGGAAUUUAUUGGAACUAUAAAAGAUGAUGAUAUUUGUGAACUGGAGCAUUUAAGAAAACUAUUUAUUGGUGGUUUAGCCCCAUACACCACAGAAGAUAGUCUCAGAAAUUUCUACAGCCAGUGGGGCAAAGUGGUCGAUGUGGUUGUAAUGAAAGAUCAAGAUACCAAGAGAUCAAGAGGUUUCGGCUUUAUAACCUACACCAAAGCCUUCAUGGUAGACAAGGCCCAAGAUAAUCGUCCACAUAUUAUAGAUGGCAAAGCUGUCGAAGCUAAACGUGCUUUACCACGUCCAGAACGUGAGGCACAAGAAAAUAAAAGUGCAUCAGUUAAAAAACUAUUUGUUGGUGGUCUCAAAGACAAUCAUGAUGAAGACUGCCUAGAGGAGUAUUUUUCACAGUUUGGAAAAGUUGUAUCGAUCAAAAUUCUUACCGAUAAAACCACGGGCAAACGUCGUGGUUUUGCAUUUAUCGAAUAUGAUGAUUAUGAUGCUGUGGAUAAAGCUAUAUUACACAAAACUCAUUCCAUUAAAUACGUGGUGGUGGAUGUAAAAAAAUCCAUUUAUAGCAAAGAGCUACAAAAGAAAAACGCUCUACAUCAUAAUAACGACGGUGGCAAUAAUAUGGAAAAGGACAAUAAAAUGUCUUCGCAGGGAAAUUAUAGAAAUAAUGCGCCUUUACAGCCGCCAUCACAUCAACCACCACCAAACUACAAUCAGUGGGGACCACCUGCACCACCUAUGCCCUCGCAAAAUUAUGGCUGUUAUCAACAACCACCCAUGCCUCAACCACCGCAGCAACAACAAGCUCCCCAUUGGAAUUAUCCAGCAGCACCAAAUACAUGGAACUCACCACCACAACCACCUGGAAUUCCCCAACCCCCUCCACCGGCAUGGAAUAACAAUCAAUGGGGUUAUCCACCACCAAAUGUACCGCCAUGUCCACCCGGUCCCAUGCCCCCAAAUCAAAUGCCUCCACCCGGUACUCAACCACCACCAAACUGGCAACAACCACCAGCAGUACCACCAAUUGGACCACCCCCACCACAUCACCAACAACCACCAGUUCAGCCUCAAAUACCGCCACCCAAUUUCGGUACAGGCUAUCAGCAAAGCUAUAACGGUGGACCCACCAAGCAUCAGAGUAAUAUGAAUUCAAACCGCAUGAAUCCCUACAGUGGUCCUCAAAAUUCAAAUAACUCAUAUAAUAAUAUACAAAUACCACCUGCUCCGGGAUAUGGAGGCUAUAAUGCCGGUCCACCUAAUGGUAAGCCACCCGUCAACAACAACAAUGGUCCCGGGUCGGUUCCCAAUCCCAUGAGCAAUAAUGGACCUUCUUCAAGUGGCAAAUAUCGACGCUAAAUUAUGGACGCCAAUCAAUAGCUUACUGAGUAAAAGGUAUGUGUGCUACAUGCUCAAACAUUUUAGAUUUUAAGUAUAUACUUAUAUAUAAGCAAAUAAAUUACAUAUACAUAUGUAUAUGUAUAUAUAAUUAUAUUGAAAUAAAUCUUACAAACAUAAAGAAGUAUAUUAUUACAGAACACAAAAUAUCCUAAUUAAUUAAACAAAGAAAUGAAGGUUAUUUAUGCAAUAUAAUAUUAAUAUUAUCAGUGUCUAAAACUAAAUUAGAGUAAAACAGAAUUAUUUUUAAUCUUAAAAACAUAAAUAAAUAAGCAGCUUUAGUUUAUAUACAUCAUAUAUAUUAAAAUCAAAUGUGUUUGAAUUGAUUUGAAAUUAAUAACACACAAUUCAUUAACUAAUAUCCCAAUAAAAUCUUAUGUACAAAUAUACCAAAUAUGGACUACCCGUCAAAACUAUAAGGUCACAUACUUUUCAUACUGUUUAUCCGAAAUAAAAAUAGUAUUGACUGGUGCUGUUGGAUAAACUACCAGUUGCUCAAACAUUAUUCGGAUAAUAACCCUUUGCUCGCAUUUCAUAACUGUUAGUUCUAUUUAUAAAUUAAAAUAUCUAAAAUGUGCUUCACAAUUACAAGGUCAUGACUUUUUUUUUCAAUUGACACAUUGAGUAUUUUUGUUUAUUGUUUUAUAACUGCGGUUAGGUAUAGAAUUGAUGAUAUUUUCUAAUGUUUUAGCCUUAUAUUCUACCAAUCAUUCAAAAUUGUCAUUUUCAGCUCUUUAACCGAAUUAUACUGAAUGUUUUCUGAACAAACUUGCCUCACAAGCACUCCAUUGCUCACAUGUUUACCAUUGCACCUGGUGAGCGUGCGGGCAAUUCUAUAAUAGAUAAUCCAUGUUGCACAAAUCAGGUCUUAGUUGGUCUGGAAACAUGGAUUGUACGGUUGUAUUGCUGAUAAAUUUUUUUCCACGGUGUUCUUCCGGUAACUUGAGAGUAAUCCUGGAACUCUAAAAUAUUAAUAAUAGUGAAAGGAGACCAUGGCCCAUAAUCAUAGUCAAACAUUAAAGUCGGUUCUUUUUAAAAAGAACUUUAAAAUAAAACUUUUAAUUAUUUUGCAAGUAUAGUCAAAAUUAAAGUACGUUUUAAAUUGAACCGACUUUAACUGGGUGCCACCUCAAAUGUAGAAAAUGAUUUCAUACAAUAUAGAACAAAAUAUAGACAAGUGUCACCGCUGAACAGCUGAAGUAGAAAAUUUACAAAAAAAAUAUUGGUAAACAAUAAAAGUAACCGGAAAAUCUAAAGAAAAAAAACAUUCGACUUUAACGUCGAAAUUAUAUUUUAACUUGUCUAUGGUAGACCUAAAUUCCACUCUUAAGAAAAGAAGACUUUAUUUCUCUUAAAAUAUGCUUUAUUUUUGACUAUGAUUAUGGGCCCAUGUCUUUAUAAUUUCACUGGAAAUAAACGCAACCCAAACCAUUUCUAUGAAUAAUACAUGGGUUUAUUUAUCAAAUCUUACCAAAAGUCUCUAAAACCAUCUGUACCGAUAAAAUUUUCAGAACAAUUUUACUUUCUUUUAAUGCAAUAAACUUGAUGUAUUUUAGUUGUUAUGCUUUUUCAUUUAUAAAGUGCAAUUUAGUUUAUAUACAGGCCUGUCACACAUUUUCUUCGGAAUGGUUUCAUUCCGAAAGAUAUUUUCGUUUUACUUUUUCUGAAGAAGCGAAAUACGGAAUUAAUUCCACUUUCGAUCGGAAUGGAAUUCUGUGACAGGCCUGAUAGUACACUUUAAUGGCUCUCAAAAUUGUAAUUCCAUCUUAAUCAUAAGUAUUAGCGCUUCCUACAGUGUUUGAAGUCAUUAUUUAAGCAUAGCGUGUUUGUCCCAGACUUUGGUCGACCAGAAUUUUUAUUUUUACCGUAAUUUUUGGGAUCUUUUAAAUAAUUUGCACCACACAAUACGAACGACCUAGAUUUCGUGCAAUUUUUCGUAUCUCCAAUUAAUGUUCUAAAAAUCCACCAAUAUAUCCUUUUUCAAGUUCUCUGUCAGAUUGCCUCUCAAAUUGAACCAUUUAAAUUGUUCCAAUAAAAGUUUUACAAAAAUAACAAUUAUCUAGCAUUUUUUUGCAGAUUUGACGCAUUUUAAAAUGCUCAUUUAAAUAGAACAGAAAUCAAUUUACUCUGAAAACAGUGAAGUAAGUCUUUGUCAUUUGAGAAUAGCAGUCAUCCGUUUUUAUUGGGAUAUUAUUAUAGUAGUUGCGUUCGUAAGUGCAGUAAAUUUGUGCAUCAUUGAUUCAUCUAAAACAAAAUAAUGUGGUUGGUGUUUGCAAAUAUUUGAUAUCCUACCAGCCAUUUGGUUUCAUAAUCGUUGUUAAAAACCAGUGAUGCAAUAUUAAUUAAUACUGCAUUUACGAACGUAACCAAGCAAAAAAUUAAUUUUUAUUUUUUUUAAUAAGUCUAUUUGAAUAACAAAUAAAUUAUUUUAAAAUAAAAAAAAAUAGUUUUGUAUUAAUUAAAAACCUAUAAGUUUAUUAAAAAUAAAAUAUCUAUUAUAUGUAUAAGAAUUUAAAGACGACAACAAAGUUUGUUGACUUUUAAUGUUAUUUUACUAUUUUAUAGAAAAAAAUAUAUAAGAAUCUACUGAAUUAUUUUUUGCAAAGUCACUAUUCAGACAAAUCAUAAAUAAAUUUUUCCAUGACAUCUUUAGUUUAAACUUUUUCGACAAACAAGGUUUUGUAAUAUCAAUAAAUAUUUUUUUAAUUUUGUUAUCUAAUUAUACCUUUACCAUGACCAAACUGAAUCGAACUUGUUCAUAAAAUUACAAAAAUUACAUAGAGAUGUAAUUACUGAUUUAUUUACUACAAUGUUAAUAGUAUCUAAACUGUUGUUUCACAGCGUAAAAUGGUUGUGAAAUUAUAAUAUGCGAUUUGCUCAUCCAUUUGAAAUACCAUACAUUUUUGUCUAACUAGUAAAGUUUCUUCAAGAGUUUUACUUGCCAAUGACUUUGUAAAACUAAAUUAUUCACAUAAAAUAGAAUUUAAAGCAAACAAUUUUAAUUAAUGAAUUUUUUUAUAUCAAUAUUAAACAACUAUGUAAGUUUUUUUUUAUAUAUUUGCCGCUUUUGAACUAUUAGUAUAUUAAACAGAUAAUAUGUUUAUUAAUAUAAGAUAAAUAAUAAAAAUAAACAAUAAAAAUUAAACAACCUAGUAUUUGAUUAUUAUUUAAUUAAAGUUAAACACUUUAAAUUAUUUUUUCUCUUUUAUCUAAUGUAUGUAUUUGAAAAUUUUGCGAGAAAAGGGAUUAUUAUAAUUCUUAUUGUAAUCGUUAAUAAUCGUAUCUUAAUAAAUAUAAAACUAAUUAAAA